UUCGCUUCAAAAUGAAUCAACAGUGUUCGAAACAACUCGGCGGAGUGCGUCGCCUUAACUGUAACGUUCGCGUUCCAAAUUCGAAUAGUAAUUCUAUUUUUGAAAUUUAAAAAUUGGACUUUUGUUUGAGUGUUGUUGUAAGAGAAUGUUAUUGCAGUGUUAGUAGUUAGUCUGUUGGUUAGUUAGUUGGUUGGUUGGUUUGUUGGCUGUUUGAAUGGAAAUGUCUCUGCCGAACGGCGUGGACGUGUCGCAGCUGGUGCAGCACCCGGUGUUGGCCGCGCUGCCGCCAUUCUUCCUCAGAGCCUCGGAACGAUAUCAGUCUGCUCUGCCCCACCAGCGGACCCCGAAGUGUGCUCGCUGCCGCAACCACGGCGUGGUGUCGGCGCUCAAGGGACACAAGCGCUACUGCCGGUGGCGCGACUGUGUCUGCGCUAAGUGCACGCUCAUCGCGGAGAGACAGCGGGUGAUGGCUGCACAGGUGGCGCUGCGGCGGCAGCAGGCGCAGGAGGAGAACGAGGCGCGGGAGCUGAACCUGCUGUACGCGAGUCAGACGACCAGCGCGCCGCACCACUACGCCGACAUGUCGGAGGAUUCACCAGUUCAGAAACGCGCUCGCAUCACAGAAGUGUGCUCCAGUCCUUCACCGCCUACAGAAUCGCAGCCAGAAUCCAAGACUCCCGCUGCCACCCCGCCGCUCGCCACCCCACCCCCUCGCUCUCCCUCAGACCACGAGCUCAACGUGGAAGAGGAACUCGAAGAAACAGAACCCUCACUAACUCCCGAAAACCUCUCAAUGAAGGAGCAAAGAGACGAUGUAUCAGUGAAGAAGGAAGAAGAAGAUAAAUGGGAGAACCCUGACUUCAAAUACAAAAUGUUCAGGAGGGAGAGGAAAGAGACAGUUGAGACUCCCCCUGAAGAUCCUUCUCCUUAUCAGAAGUCUCCUGUAGAUGUGCUAAUAAAGGUGUUCCCUCGACGCAGCCGGCAGGAGAUUGAGGGGAUCCUAGCAAGGUGUAAAGGGGACGUGGUAGCUGCUAUGGAGAUGAUGAUCACAGGGGAAAACUCAAACCCUUACCAAGUGACUCAAGAGUCUCCUCCAUACAUGCAGUACCAGUCAAAAUCUGCCUUCUCUCCGCUAUCAAACCAGAGUUUCAAAUUCUCUCCAUCACGGCGGUUUCUGACGCCACCCUACAGUGGGACCGGGUACCUUCCGACGGUGAUCAGACCUCCUCCGGAGUACCUGUCCUCGUUCAUGCCUCCUUCGGAGCUGAUGUAUGGGAGGCAGCUGCAGGUACCCUCGCCUGGCACCUCUCCGACGUCGGAUAACACGAAUAAUGAAGGUUUCUCCGAUUAGGGGUACCUGAAAUACUGGACUGUGCUGUAGUAAGCGCGGAUUGUAGACAUAUUGACAAUAUUGUCAUAAUGAUGACAUAUUGUCGAUUCUGGAGUUGAAUCUCUGUUUUGUUGAGUGCAGUGGUUUUUACUGACAAAAGAAAAAACUGCAAGUGAAGAUUUCAUUUUGUAAUACAUAUUUAUUUCAUUGUGUUUUACAACUUCUAUGUUCUUACAUUAAACGGAAACUGUAACUGAAAGUUAGAUCAGGCAUAAAGCUCAAGCAUUACAAGUUUACCUAUGAAGCAAAACAUGCAUCUCUGAAAGAAAUAUAUCUAUUAAUCUUUAUUAUUUUUGUCUGCUUAAAAGGAAUGUCUCUAGUAGUAUUUAAGCCUAUUGUAAAUAUUUAAAUAUGCUUGAUUAUGAAUGAUAGAUAUUAUUACACAUACGUACUAUUUAAUAAUAUGCAGAAUAGUUAGAUGUAGUAAUUCGCUGUAGUUGUAGGAGUUUAUGAGAUUGUCGCGUGGAACGCUGUACAAACAUGUAAAUAGAUUAAUAAUAUGAAAGUACUAUUAAUAAUAGAUUUUCUAGAUUUUAUUGGAGUGUAGUUUAUUGGGCAAUCGUUUUGUGAUUGCUGAAUAUUAUAAUUUUAAUUAAAAUCUUAUCAGCUUUGAAAUCCGCCAAUAUUUUUAUUAGGAACAAAAGUGAUUAUUAUUGUACUUUAUUAAAUACUUGACAUUCCAUAUUUUUUAUUCUGAAUAUAAACAAAAUUGUAAAUAAUGCUUCAGAUAGAAAAAGUAGGUCUGACAUUAAGAGAACAGUGAUUUAUUUUAAAAUAAUUCUAUUAAUAAUCUACUUAUUAUUUACUCAUUUGAUUAAUAAUUGUAUGUAAUAAUAAUACUCUUCGCUAUUAGUGUUCAAUAGUUAGUUAAUAUAGAUAGAUGUUAAUGUACAUAGUAGCGUUAGACAAAUGUUUACCCGUAAUGUUUAGACGCGAUAAUAACUAUAUUGUAAUGUAAAAUAAUAAUAAAUAAACGUGCUCAAU
Molecule: messenger RNA, 2374 nt
Organism: Helicoverpa armigera (cotton bollworm)
Lineage: Eukaryota; Metazoa; Arthropoda; Insecta; Lepidoptera; Noctuidae
Gene: dmrt99B
Product: doublesex- and mab-3-related transcription factor A2
Exons: 4
Coding region: 215-1351 (378 amino acids)
Biological process (GO): sex differentiation; regulation of transcription by RNA polymerase II
Cellular component (GO): nucleus
Molecular function (GO): DNA-binding transcription factor activity, RNA polymerase II-specific; RNA polymerase II cis-regulatory region sequence-specific DNA binding; protein binding
Source: RefSeq, a predicted model, not a curated record